Solanum stenotomum is the source of this 1650-nucleotide messenger RNA. Its product is annotated as F-box/kelch-repeat protein At3g06240-like. Gene Ontology annotation, molecular function: protein binding. The record is from RefSeq and is a predicted model, not a curated record. The transcript has 2 exons. Bases 100 to 1221 code for a protein of 373 amino acids. Lineage: Eukaryota; Viridiplantae; Streptophyta; Magnoliopsida; Solanales; Solanaceae.
ACUGGGGAAAACUGACCCUUUCACGUUCUCCAUUUUCUUUGAAAUCAGAGGUGGAGCAAAUACCCUACAAAAUCCUCCAAAAUCCUCCAAAUUCCAACAAUGGCGAUGAGCAAAAGUAAAUACCUACCCGAAGAACUCAUAAGUGAAAUAUUCUACCGCCUCCCUGUAAAGUCCAUUGGGCGGUGUAGGUGCCUAUCAAAGCACUGGCGCAAUUUUCUCUCAGACCCACAAUUCAUCAAACUUCACUUCAACCUCCACGCCCAUACACAAGAAGAGAAACUCAUUAUCGUCACUUGGCGUAGCGAACUUCAUACUAUCACGCUUAUCCACGACAUCCUCGAAAAUGAAUCCAUCGAUAGCAUUUCAACAAAGGUUAAUUUUCAGCACCUCACACAUAACUGGAUUUCUGUAGCUGGGUCUUGUAAUGGGUUGGUCUUAGUGAUUGAUAGGGAUAAUGUUCAAUUUUUGAUCAACCCAACUACCUUAGAAUACCAUAAAUUUCCUGUUUUUGAUUGGGCUCUUCCUCCGAAAACUAGCUGUUACAUGUAUGGUUUAGGGUAUGAUAUUGUUAGUGAUGAUUAUAAGGUGGUUUCUCUUUCCUAUCGUGAUACGAAUAAUGAAUUUAUGUCUAAUACUUAUGUGGAUUUGUACUCUGUGAGAAAGGGUCAUUGGGAGACACUUGGGGUUUCUCCUUAUGAUCAUUCACUUACUGACCGUGCUUCUGGGGUUUUGGUUAAUGGGGCUUUGCAUUGGUUGGCUUGUAGAACUGUUGAACAUUCAACUGCAAUUGCUGCUUUUGAUUUAAGUGUUGAUAAAUUCUUGGAGGUACCAGGACCUAUUGAUCUUCAGGAUAAUUGCUUUAUGUGUAAUCUUGCAACUCUUAAAGGGUGUCUUUGUAUAUCUACCAGUUUACCCCGAGACAUAAACACAGUUACAUUUUGGAUCAUGAAAGAGUAUGGGGUUAAGGAGUCUUGGACCAAAUUUGAGAUUAUAGAACCGAGUUUGGAUGAAUCUCUUAGUACGCUAUUGUGUUCCAUUACUGAUGAGGAUGAUGUUUUAUUGGAAGUCGACGAAGAAUGGGUUGUCUACAAUCUGAAAGAGAAUCGGCGUAAGGAUCUGUUGAUUGAUGUAAAUCCUGUUACGUAUGAAGCUCGAACUUUUGUUGACAGCCUUGUCUCUCCUUACUUUGGCAACGAAACUGAGGGUUCAUGUAUUGUGUGAUGCACAAGAUGAUGUAGUAUACAGGACCUAUUGAUCUUCAGGAUAAUUGCUUUAUGUGUAAUCUUGCCACUCUUAAAGGGUGUCUUUGUGUAUCUACCAGUUUACCCCGAGACAUAAACACAGUUACAUUUUGGAUCAUGAAAGAGUAUGGGGUUAAGGAGUCUUGGACCAAAUUUAAGAUUAUAGAACCGAGUUUGGAUGAUUCUCUUAGUACGCUACUGUGUUCCAUUACUGAUGAUGAUGAUGUUUUAUUGGAUGUCGACGAAGAAUGGGUUAUCUACAAUCUGAAGGAGAAUCGGCGUAAGGAUCUGUUGAUUGAUGUAAAUCCUAUUACGCAUGAAGCUCGAACUUUUGUUGAUAGCCUUGUCUCUCCUUACUUUGGCAACGAAACUGAGGGUUCAGGUAUUGUGUGAUGCACAAGAUGAUGAU